This is a messenger RNA of Talpa occidentalis (Iberian mole), 884 nucleotides long. RefSeq names its product phosphoglycerate mutase 2 (gene PGAM2). Gene Ontology annotation, biological process: glycolytic process. Bases 97 to 858 code for a protein of 253 amino acids. The record is from RefSeq and is a predicted model, not a curated record. Gene Ontology annotation, molecular function: intramolecular phosphotransferase activity. The transcript has 3 exons. Lineage: Eukaryota; Metazoa; Chordata; Mammalia; Eulipotyphla; Talpidae.
GGGUGGGGGUUGGGGACAAACUGUUAUAAAGCUGGGGACUCUGGGGAGGCAGCUGUCCUGUCUGGAGCCGUCACAGCCCCUAUUGCCUCCACCACUAUGUCCACCUACCGCCUCGUGAUGGUUCGUCACGGCGAGAGCAUCUGGAACCAGGAGAACCGCUUCUGUGGCUGGUUUGAUGCCGAACUGAGCGAGAAGGGGGUGGAGGAGGCCAAGCGGGGGGCCAAGGCCAUCAAGGAUGCCAAGAUGGAGUUUGACAUCUGCUAUACGUCGGUGCUGAAGCGGGCCAUCCGCACCCUCUGGACCAUCCUUGACGGCACUGACCAAAUGUGGCUGCCGGUGGUCCGCACCUGGCGGCUCAACGAGAGGCACUACGGGGGCCUCACCGGCCUCAACAAGGCAGAAACGGCCGCGAAGCACGGGGAGAAGCAGGUGAAAAUCUGGAGGCGUUCUUUUGACAUCCCUCCACCUCCCAUGGACGAGAAGCACCCCUACUACAACACCAUCAGCAAGGAACGUCGGUAUGCAGAUCUGAAACCCGAGGAACUGCCCACUUGCGAGAGUCUCAAGGACACCAUUGCCCGGGCCCUUCCCUUCUGGAAUAAGGAGAUCGUUCCCCAGAUCAAGGCUGGCAAGAGAGUGCUUAUUGCGGCUCACGGGAACAGUCUUCGGGGCAUUGUCAAGCAUCUGGAAGGGAUGUCAGACCAAGCCAUCAUGGAACUGAACCUACCCACGGGGAUUCCCAUCGUGUAUGAACUGGACAAAGAGCUGAAGCCUACCAAGCCAAUGCGGUUCCUGGGUGAUGAGGAGACAGUGCGAAAGGCCAUGGAGGCAGUGGCUGCACAGGGCAAGGCCAAGUGAAGGGUGGUCUUUGAUGAAUAAAGGCA